Triticum dicoccoides is the source of this 807-nucleotide messenger RNA. RefSeq lists its product as uncharacterized. NCBI's taxonomy places the organism in Eukaryota, Viridiplantae, Streptophyta, Magnoliopsida, Poales, Poaceae. The coding region runs from base 142 to 630 and encodes 162 amino acids. The record is from RefSeq and is a predicted model, not a curated record. The transcript has a single exon.
GCUCUCUCCCUCUCUAUAUAUAAGCAACCCCCUGAAUCGCGAGCUGCAUCUCUUCUCUUCUCCCCGUCCAUCUCUUGUUCGAAUUAGAAGAAAGCUACUAGUAUUAACAGUGUAAUUAGCGACGGGCUUAACCAGCGGUGCAUGAGCCGAAUGGGCAGCAACGGCGGCGGCAAGCUGGCAAGCUGGCUGUGGCGCGCGCCGCGGCGGGCUCUGGGCCGCGCGCGCGACCUCUACGUGCGGAGCCUCACCAGCUGCGCGGGCCAAUUCCCGUCCGACGCCUCCUUCGGCUACCCGUCCUUCGCCGCCGCCCCUGCGCCGUGCAGCAGGGCCGCCGGCUACCACAGCUUCUCCGCCUCCGCCUCCCCCUCAUCCUCCUCGCGGUCCUACGACGGCGACGGCGACCUGCGGGAGCUCAUGCGCGCCGCGUCGGAGAGGCGGGCGGCCCCAGAGCGGCCGCCGGCGGUGCCCAGGAGCCGGAGCGUGGCCAUGGCGAAGAUCGACGAGGACGGGCCGUGCGACUUUGGUCUCGCCGGCGCCGGCGUGCCGUUUGCCAGGAGCCGGAGCUGCGCCGUCUCCGCCGGCCGGGCCAGUGGGCAGAGGGGGAGGGCCGCGCAUGUGCCUGUGGCUUGAUCGAUUGUUGCACUGGGAAGCUUGCCUCGUGUCCAGCCUUCCUCUAUUUUCCCCCCUUCGACUUCGAGUGUGCAGAAAUCUGCAGUCGGUGCUGUAAAUAGUUAAUCCUUCUCGCACCAUUCUGUUCUGUAUGGAAAUUAUUCUGGCGCAUUCGCUUGUUGUAAUCUCUUCCGCGCA